Messenger RNA from Aspergillus niger, 1842 nucleotides. RefSeq lists its product as uncharacterized. The record is from RefSeq and is a predicted model, not a curated record. Lineage: Eukaryota; Fungi; Ascomycota; Eurotiomycetes; Eurotiales; Aspergillaceae. The transcript is spliced from 6 exons. The coding region runs from base 1 to 1842 and encodes 613 amino acids. Gene Ontology annotation, molecular function: FAD binding.
AUGUCCCCAAGCGCCAUCAACGAGGGCUUCCCCAGCCCUUCCACCAUACCCACCACAACAGUGGUGGUAGUAGGCGCUGGCCCCUCGGGCUUAAUGCUAACAAACAACCUCCUCCGUUACGGCACACCGGUAAUUCUCCUCGACGACCGCCCGACAGCUACAUCAACCGGAAAAGCAGACGGUCUGCAGCCUAAGACCAUCGAAACGCUAAAACAGCUGCGACUGUCGGAUGAGUUGCUCCGCAAUGGGGCCAAGGUGUAUGAUAUUUGUUUUUGGGAAUCCACCCCCCAAAACCCAACCCUCAACCGCACAUCCCGCCAAACGCACUACCCGGACCAUCUGGUCGGCGCCUCAGACCCAUACAUUCUGCUCGCGCACCAGGGCAUGCUCGAGGAUGUCUUGAUCAAGGAUAUAGAAGAAAGAGGGGGCAGUGUACAGCGGAACAGUCCAUUCGUGUCUGUUUCUAAGACAUCAGACGGGAGUGGAGAACUCGAAGUUAUCUACAACGACAACACAACAAAUACCCAAAAACCCAUCCGCACGAAAUAUCUUGUUGGGUGCGACGGCGCAAGGUCCAAAGUCCGGGACUUCAUUCCUGGGGCGCAGUUAGAGGGCGAGAUGAGUAAUGCUUCUUGGGGAGUUCUGGAUGGAAUCAUCGAUACCGACUUCCCCGACCUCUGGAGCAAAGUCGCCGUUCGCUCGCACACAGCAGGAUCUAUUCUCUGGAUUCCCAGGGAACGCGGUAUGACGCGGUUAUACGUUGAGCUUAGUUCCACGGACGGAGAGAGGGUCGAUAGAGCCAAGGCGACGCCGGAGUACGUUAUGGCUAGGGCGCGAGAGGCGAUGCAGCCUUUCCGAUUGGAGUGGAAGUUUAUCGAAUGGUUCGGCAACUACGUCGUUGGCCAACGCGUCGCUCGUCGGUUCAGCGAUCCCGAAAAUCAGAUCUUCAUUGCUGGCGAUGCCGGUCACGUUCACUCCGCCCUAGCAGCCCAAGGCGCCAACACCAGCAUGCAUGACAGCGUCAACCUGGCGUGGAAACUGAACCUCGUUUCACGCGGGCUCGCCCCGGCAUCUCUACUAAAUACAUACUCCGAGGAACGACGGAAGAUCGCCAACGACCUGAUCGCCUUCGACGCGGGUCACGUCGCGGCGUUCGAGAAAGGCGAGACCGCCCUAGCGAGGAACUUUGAAGAGAACAUCCGGUUUAUUUCCGGUGUUGGGGCUGAGUAUGACGCUGGUGUUGUUACCAAAUCUCCUCAAAGUAAAGUGAAGGGUGGCAUUCAGCCGGGGACAUUGACCCGUCCUGCUAAGGUGACGAGGUAUAUUGAUGCCAAUCCGGUGGAUCUGCAGCUUGAUAUCCCGAUGAUGGGACAGUUUAKGGUGGUUUUGUUCGUGGGGGAUGUAGUUGGUGGGAAGAGGUUUUUGGAGGGGUUUUGUGGGGCGGAUGCCUUGGAGGGGGUGCAUUCUGUGGCAAAGGAGUCAUAUAAGAAGUGUCCUCGGGGACUGAGUGACGGGGAUAAGUAUUCUCCACUGGAAAGGUAUACCCCUGUUUCGGAGGUGGUGACGUAUGGCUUGGUGACGAGGAGUGAGAAGAGGGAGUUUGAGUUGGGAGAUUUGCCGGAAUUGUUGCAGAAGAGUCGAUGGACAGUGUAUCUGGAUGAUGUUGAAGGCGGGGAGGGGUGUACUAAGAAGUGGAUGGGAGAGAUGGAGAGGGGGCAGGUAGGGGUGAUGGUUGUGAGGCCGGAUGGGUAUGUUGGUGCAAAGGGGGUCUGGGGAUGGAGUGAGGGAGAGGGUUGCAGGGCAGCGGAGUGGGUUGGGGAGUAUUUGGCUUUGGAAGAGUAG